AUGAGGACUUUGCCCGAGCCUGAAUUCUCAUAUGGUUAACCAGUCCCGAAGGAAACUGAUGGAGUUGGAAGAUAGCAAAUCGAUAUAAGAUUAAAGGAACCAAAGAGAUAAGGAGCUAUGCUCUUACCUGAAGAGGAGUUUACCUAUGGCAAAGCAAACAGACCUUCAACUCCCAUUAAAGCCGUUGUCAGUGGCUUCUAUGGUGAUGUAGCAGAGUAAUAAAUCUUAACUAGAUAUGAGGUAUUGAAAGAGUAAUCAAAGCCAGUAAGUCUAGCCUAUGCAAGAAAUCAUACCAGAGGUUCUUAGCUAGCCUAAGAUCAUAUGAGGGAAACUUCUACAAAAGAUCAAUUUGGAACCUCUACCUAAAAUCUUUUUAAAAUGAAGAAAUUCCAGAAUGUCCAGCCAAGGACAAAUACUCAUAACUAAAUGAGAAGAACCUCUUCACAAGCAGUCCUUAACAGAUAAAGAUGA
Messenger RNA from Stylonychia lemnae, 471 nucleotides. Lineage: Eukaryota; Ciliophora; Spirotrichea; Sporadotrichida; Oxytrichidae. The record is from the annotation of a GenBank genome assembly.